Molecule: messenger RNA, 3908 nt
Organism: Sapajus apella (tufted capuchin)
Lineage: Eukaryota; Metazoa; Chordata; Mammalia; Primates; Cebidae
Gene: RFESD
Product: Rieske Fe-S domain containing
Exons: 5
Coding region: 1293-1925 (210 amino acids)
Molecular function (GO): 2 iron, 2 sulfur cluster binding
Source: RefSeq, a predicted model, not a curated record
UUUCAGCCUAGUAGUCUCCUGGUCUGUGGGCAGUAAUAACUCAUUUGGAAAUGUGGUGUUCACUCACCCUCUGUGGUGUUGUCGCUGGGAACUGCCCUCCAGAGCUGUUCCCAUUCGGCCAUCUUCCAAAUGCCUUCUUUAAAGAAGUUGGACAUAUGUGUUUCUAUGUAAGAUGGUAACCUAAAAUUGAGUGGAAUUAAAAUGCAGAUUCCUAUUGAUCAAGGAAAGGUACAUUAUCAUCCUCUUUAACUUCCUGUGAAAUACUACAAUAUUACUAUAUUUGAAGAGGGUAUGGACAAUGAAGUAUCUUCCUACAGUUAGAAUAUUUAUUUGGAGUUGACAUCUGAUUUGUAAUUUUGUUAAAUAUUUGUGGACAAGUGUGCGUUUAAUAUCUUGAGCCUUCCAUAGCAAACUUCUUUUUAAAAAUAAUAUUUUUAGAGACAGGGUCUCACUCUGUUGUCCAGGCCGGAGUGUAGUGGUGUGAUCAUAGCGCACUGAAGCCUCAAACUCCUGGGCUCAAGUGAUCCUCCUGCCUUAGCCUCCCAAGUAGCCAACACUACAGGCAACUACCACUCCGCCUGGCUAAUUUAUUAAAAACAUUUUUUUGUAGAGCUGGGUCUCAGUAUGUUGCCUAGGCUGGUCUUGAAUCCCUGGCAAGUGAUCUUCCCACCCUGGCCUCCCAAAGUGCUGGGAUUUCAGGUGUGAGCCACUGGCCUGAGUCAUUAUUUUGAUUCAAAGACAGGAUUAAACCUAUAGCCCUUAAGCCUGUUCCUAAAAAUAAUACUGAGAUAUAUCUUAGCCUUGAUUUUUUCCCACUUUUUAAUUUCUGUAUUUAGCCAAAAGGAUAUUAAAGAGUAGAAUAGGAGACAAACUUUAGAAAUACAGGGAAAAGAGAGUAGUAAUUGUUAUAUUCUGAAUAUAAACUGUUACUUGGAUACUCAUCAGUAUUUGAUUUCUAGGAGGGUGAAUAUAUAGGGAGUAAGUGAAUUUACAAAGAAAAGGGUAUAGGGUAGGCCCAGCUCUUUAUAGAACAAUCAAAGUUUCAGGACAGUUUCCUAGGAACCUCGAGUUUUCUUCAUGUAUUAUUUAUUGUUUAGUACACAGAGGUGACCAGCAUUGGAAUUUAUCUGACCUUAUUGCCUGCAUUUUUUUUCUAGGUUACUACCUAUUUGCAAUUCAAGGAGAAUACAGGAUAGAGAAGAAAGUAGUGAAUGAAUUUCAUUUGAUUUGGAAUAGAUUGGACACUCUAAUGGUCUUGCCUCUCUACAACCUCUCUUCCAUAUGACCUCUAAAUGUUGAAGUGCUUCAGGAAUUGUCUUAGACCUUCUUCCUUAUCUACAAUUCCUCUCCAAUAUGAAAUUCUCUUCCCCCAGCUGAUGUCAAGCCUAGUUCAUUUGCAUUUUUGGCAUUUCAGCUCAACUGUCAUCUCAGUGACCAGUUUUUAUCUGAGCAUGAAUCUUGAUGGCUCUGCACAAGAUCCUGAAGAGAGGGAAGGUUCUUCUGUCUGUGUUGGCAGAGAAGAUGACAUUAAAAAAUCUGAAAGAAUGACAGCUGUUGUCCAUGAUAGAGAAGUGGUCAUUUUCUACCACAGGGGAGAAUAUCAUGCCAUGGAUAUUCGCUGUUACCACUCAGGAGGACCUUUACAUUUGGGAGAUAUAGAGGAUUUUGAUGGACGACCAUGUAUAGUUUGCCCCUGGCAUAAAUACAAAAUUACUUUGGCAACAGGAGAAAGUCUGUACCAGUCUAUAAACCCUAAAGAUCCAUCAGCAAAACCCAAGUGGUGCUCCAAAGGAAUAAAGCAAAGGAUUCAUACAGUGACAGUAGACAAUGGGAAUAUUUAUGUGACUCUUUCUAAUGAACCUUUUAAGUGUGACUCUGAUUUUUAUGCCACUGGAGACUUCAAAGUAAUUAAGAGUUCUUCCUGAACAAAAAAUAUGUAGCAAUGAAAAAUAUUGUGUAUGCUUAAAAACAUUUUUAGAAUAACUCUGCUUUAGUUUUAAAGGUGAUGAUAUUUUUCACUGUAGGCAGAACAAUUUAAAAAUUAUGUAAAUUUGAGAGGUUAAAGAGCAUACAUACUUAGUAUGAUGUAAGGAUUAUCAUCAGGAUCAAUAGAAUACAUUUUGUCUAAUCCUCUGGAUUAAUUAGAAGCUGAAGGUUAUAGGUUUGGGAUGUUCUGUUUAAGAAGGAUGAAAAUAAAUUUGUAGUAAACAAAAUAAAUAAUAUGUAAAAAUUAAUGUUUAGUCAGAAAAAAAUUUUUAAUUUAAAAAAUUUAAUUUUUAAAAUAGGAAAAAAUCCCUGUUUGACAUAGUAGACUUUCUUCUGGAAAAGUUUUAAUAUAUACAAAGUAAACAGAAUAUAUAAUGAACUUCCAUCACUCAGCUCUAACAGUUAUUAGCAUUCUUCUAUUCUUUUUUUAUUUAUACCUCUGUGGAUUCCCUACCUCUCCUAUUUGAUUGUUAUUUUUAUAUUUUUGGGUAAAUUUUAAAUACAUUGAAAUGUUCAAAUCUGGACUGUACAAUUCUCCCAAAUAAUAUAGCAGACUCUUUAUACUUAAAAAAUGCCUCCACAAAUGAGCUAAGUUUACCUGCCAAACUUGAAAAUAAGAAACUUAACCACUGUGCUAGACAUUAAAACCAAAUAAACCUUGGGUUAGUUUCUCUAUGAUCAAGGCAGAUCUUGAAAUAAGGAAGCCACACACAGCUGCUGCUGAGCCAUUGGAAAUGUAAAGUCUCCUAUUCAAUGAGCCAGUGUACUUUGAAUGCCUAUAUGAAAUUUUCAAAUAAAGGUUUUCAAUUUUUUUUUAGAACUUUGUGAAUAUAUGCACAACUAAGUGUUUCCUAUAAAUGUUUUAGAGAGGAAAUCUAGGGUUCUAUUCCUUGGAGUUCCCAGGCAAGGCUGAUGUUCAGUUGGUUCACCCUGGUUUUCUCAUGUCAGUUAUCUGUGGUAAGUACUGUUCUGUUGCCUGGUGCUAUUAUACUGGUUGUUAUGUAUUUAAAAUAAUGCCCCGAGCAUCCACCAUAAAAAUCAGCAGCACAUAGUGGUAAUUUUUGCAUGGUCGGUGUUCAUGCAAAAAUCACCAUUAUUUGGGACAAGAAAUAGCUAAAAUGAGUAGACGAUGAAUUCAGAGUGAAAAGAACUGUUUGUCAAGAUUGGAACCUAGUCUCAAAGAACAGUAAUAUUUUUAGUGGAAUGGAAUUAAAAUAAGAAUCUAAACGUAAUACUUAACAUUCUAAGGAGCCCACCUGGACUCUUUCCCUUGGUUAUUAUAAAAGUAGUAAAUGAAUAAGGUCUGUAUGGUAAAGACUCUGCUUACAGGGACCUUUGCUACAUAUUAUCACACUUCCUUUUCUGUUGGAGUAUGGGUAGCAUAAGUAGCACUUGGUCCUCAUUUCUCAGACAACCAAUGAGCCAGACUUGGGCUUUGUAUAGAUACUGUUUAUGGUAGCAGCUACUCACUAAGUACAGAAAAUGUCCUAUCUCUCAGGAAGGUUUCUAAUCCUUCAUCCCAGAAGGAUUCGAUCAUGUGAUAAUCCUUCAAUGCUCACUCAGGUCUUAACACGUGUCCAGAAUGGAAAGUGUAUAGAAGAAAUCAAAGUACUUUCUGCAGCCAAAAACUGUAGCCCUGGUUUGCAGGAAUAAUUACAGAAAUAUCUUCUCACAAAAGCCACUGGCAAUAGUGAGUAAUGUGCACUUGAAUUUUCAUUCUAAAUUUGUAUCUCUAAAUCUAGAAAUAAAAAAAAUCAUAUCAUGUCCUGUCUUCAUAUACAGAAAUCUUCUCAUCACAUUUGUAAAUAAUACUUUGUUUUAUAAAUUUAUGGCAUCUAUGAAUUGCAAAUCCUUCCAUGAUUUAUAAAAUAAUAGGCAGACUCAAACUCUGCAGGCUGUAUAUAAAAAAUAAUAUUCUUUUA